Messenger RNA from Drosophila albomicans, 1350 nucleotides. Its product is annotated as WD repeat-containing protein 61. The record is from RefSeq and is a predicted model, not a curated record. Bases 142 to 1146 code for a protein of 334 amino acids. Gene Ontology annotation, molecular function: protein binding. The transcript is spliced from 5 exons. Lineage: Eukaryota; Metazoa; Arthropoda; Insecta; Diptera; Drosophilidae. Gene Ontology annotation, cellular component: Cdc73/Paf1 complex.
UUAAAACAUAUGGGAUUGUUGUUAAGUCAAAACGAACUAGUUUCACACACUCCAGCUAGCUCCAAACUCAAUUUAUUUGCCAGCGCGGAACCAGCGUGUAUUGUUUGUUUGCAAAAAGCUAAUUGAAUUUUACUUUAAAAAAUGUUCUCAUUGCUGCACAAAGAGGAAAACGCACACGACAACGCACUGUGGGCAUGCGCCUGGGGACGCGACCCGGAGCCGGCAACAAAUGCCGAUGAUGAAAACAAUGAUGAACCGGCUGAGGAAAAUCCCUUUGAUUUCGACAAAAAGGAGCCAAAACCCACGGAUUUCAUUGUCAGCGGCGGACUAGAUGAUCUGGUUAAGGUGUGGGAUUUACGUGAGGAUAACACACUCAAAUUACGACAUCAACUAAAGGGCCAUGCUCUAGGCGUUGUCUCCGUGGCAGUCAGCUCCGAUGGUCAAACAAUUGCCAGCAGCUCGUUGGACUCGAGCAUGUUUCUGUGGGAUGCCAAAACGGGCGAAAAGAAACACAAGCUGACGUUUGGUCCUGUGGAUUUGUGGACUGUGGGCUUCUCGCCUUGCAACAAGUAUGUGAUCUCAGGCCUCAAUGAUGGCAAGAUCUCUAUGUACAGCGUGGAAACGGGCAAAGCUGAGCAGGUGCUGGACGCCCAGAAUGGCAAAUAUACGUUGAGUAUAGCAUAUAGUCCUGAUGGCAAGUAUAUUGCGAAUGGCGCUAUUGAUGGCAUCAUUACCAUCUUUGAUGUGGUUGCUGGCAAAGUAGCACAAACUCUUGAAGGUCAUGCGAUGCCUGUUAGAAGUCUCUGCUUUUCGCCGAACUCACAAAUGUUGCUCACGGGUUCGGACGACGGGCACAUGAAGCUCUACGACGUUGCACAUUCCGAUGUGGUGGGCACGCUGUCUGGCCAUGCCUCUUGGGUACUUUGUGUGUCCUUCUCCGAGGAUGGCAAACACUUUGCCAGCUCCUCCAGCGAUCGCAGCGUCAAAGUUUGGGAUACAGCGGAACGAAAAUGCUUGAAUACCUUCAAUGAACACACGGAUCAAGUGUGGGGCGUUAAAUAUAGUCCAGGCAAUGAUAAAGUGAUUUCUGUCUCGGAAGACAAGUCGCUGAAUAUUUACUAUUGCCCACCCAAUGCCAUUGUGUGAUCCAUUGCAAGUUGUACAAUAAAUCAUAGGUUUAACAUUAACAACAAUUAUUAUAUCUUUUUGCUAUCCUAAUUAUGGUUUGCUACUCUCGGCAUCCUCUGGACUUGUUUUCCUCUCCAGCAGUUCCUGCUUGGCGCGCGUUAGCAACGUAUCCUUGUACUUCUGAUCCGGUAUAUAGACGCUGAAGGUCUUAAAAUAGUACAA